This is a messenger RNA of Candidula unifasciata, 498 nucleotides long. The record is from the annotation of a GenBank genome assembly. Lineage: Eukaryota; Metazoa; Mollusca; Gastropoda; Stylommatophora; Geomitridae.
AUGGACAUGGACAAGACAGAGGAGGCUGAAUCAGAGACAGACUCUCACUCAUUCCUACAACACUCACCAGAAUCACACGACAGGAUGUCUGGGGCCACGUUAGAGGCCCGGCCUAAAACUGAUGGCCUCACUGUCAAGAGGGGCAUGAAAGGCAAGCCCAAGCCGCUGUACUUUUGGAACAGUGCAGACGUCAACAAGUGGUUGCGUAAACAUGGUGGCCUAUACUACGAGCUGUACGGGGACUUGCUCAGCAAACAUGAUGUUACAGGCAGGACCCUGAUACGAGUCAAUGACAUCAAGCUGGAGAAGAUUGGCAUACUGGACGCCUCACACAGGCACGACCUGAUGCAGUUUAUUCUUCGCCUUCGACUCAAACAUGAGGCCUCAGACCUUAGAGGUCUCAACCAGCGAGGUUCAGGCUUCGAACUGAAAUUACCAGAGACUCGGCAGUCAUCCAUGGACAAAACACCCGUGGAGAAAUUUGCUAGUCACAAAUGA